AGAGCGAGAGAGAAAGAAAGCGUGAGCGAGUGAACGACGGACGAUAUAAUGCCGAACAUAGUCGAAUCGCGACGGAACUGACCGAAGUUCCUAGCCUCUCCCCUUACCGCAAAAAUCAGCUACCCCUCUUCGAAAGGCUCCGUCUACGUUAGUCUAUGGUCUCCUGUGGUUCUAGUCAGUGUUGCCAAUACAGUAGGAAUCCUACUAAGUCUGGUAGUUUUGGGUUAAGUAAAUGUAGGAAAAUUAUACAGGCUGUAGUACGUAGGAAAUAUAGUAGUAUUUAAUUUCUAUGAUUGGAGGAAAGCAAAAAAUAUCCUACUAUUUUCUAUCUUGGCUGUGUUCCUAAAGACGUCUUUAGCGUGUCCUACGACGAUGUGAUUGGUCGACACAAGUUAGGCAUUACGCAAGUUACGCCUCAUGUGACGGCACCCUUAGUGAUUCUUUAAUGUAAUUGGUUCUUGUACUUAGAUCUUUGUUAGAUCUAAAUGCAGAAACCAAUCAUAAAUAAUCACUAAGCGCUCACUGAUUUGUCUGCUGAAUGCAGUUAUUCUAUCUUUGUUCUAUGUUCCACGAAAAUAAAAGAUAGAAUGAUGAAAGUGACAUUUCGAGUGCAGCUAAUAUCUUUAUGAAUUUUGAUAUUAAAUAGUGAAAACAAUUGAAAAUAAUUGUGAGAGAUGGAAACGCAUGUGUUGCGUGUCAAUGCACACUAGUUGUGGCUUCUAUAUGCGUAAUAUGAAAGCUGUGAUACUAAAGUGUAAUAUUAAUGUGAUUAAUAUAUAAGUGUAAAAAUAUAUGUGGUACAAAUUAUCUGGAUAUAGCUGAGAAAAAGAAGAUUAAACAGUUUUUGAAAUUAGCAUAAGGCUACACAAAACAGAAAAGAGCAAAAAGAGAGAAUAAGUUUAUUUUAAUAUACACGUUCCUCAAAAAGAGAGAGAGAGAGAGAGAGAGAGAGAGAGAGAGAGAGAGACAGAAAGACUAUUUUUAUUUCAAUUAAUGUUUAUGAUAGUUUAAAGAUCAUAUUUACUUUAAAUUAAUGAAACAUAGAACACAUUUCUGGAAAUUUUUCUUUGAAGAAUACAACUAACAAAUUGCAAGCAACAUACAUUACUAAUAAUUUUACAGAAAAUAUAAUAAAAGUGAUUACAAAAUGUCAAAGAGGAAAGUUCCUUAUACUCAAAAAUAUCGCAAAGAAUGGGAAUCAGAUCCAUUACUUAAGGAUUGGAUUCAAGAAACUCCAACAGACAAAAGUACAGUGUCUUGUAAAUAUUGUGGCUGCAUUUUAAAAGCACAUCAUGCUCUUCUUGUAGAACAUACUAAGACUUCAAAGCAUAUCAAAGCUGCUGAGCCAUUUUCGAGUCACAGACAAUCAAAAUUGAAAUUUGACCAAGCUUCUACCUAUUCUCUUGAAACAGCUACAUUUGAGUUAAAAAUGGUACUUUUUGUUACAUGUCAUUGUGCAAUAAGAUGCAUUGAUCAUUUAAGUGCACUUACUAAACCUAUUUCUAAAACUAUAAAUAACGAAAUUAAACUGCAUAGAUCAAAAGCUACUGCAGUGUUGAAAAAUAUUAUUGCACCUCAUUUUAAAUCUGAUUUGAGAUUAGACAUAGGAGAUAGCUUUUAUAGCCUUCUAAUUGACGAGUCAACAGAUAUUGCAGUAUUAAAACAAUUAGGAAUUUGUAUAAUUUAUUUUUCUGUAAAAAGGAAAAAUGUUAUUUCCACUUUUCUAAAGCUUGAAUCAUUAGAAGGAGGUGAUGCGCGAUCUAUAGUAAAAGCAAUCAAAGUUGCUCUUACAGAAUAUGGUCUUUCUGUACAAAAAAUGCGAGGUCUUGGAACGGAUAAUGCCUCUGUUAUGAUAGGCGUUAACAAUGGUGUUUUUCGUCAACUGAAAGAAGAAAUACCUCAUUUGUUAUUGAUUCGAUGUGUGUGUCAUUCUAUUCAGCUGGCUAUUUCAAAUGCAGUGGCAGAUACUCUUCCUCGGAAUUUAGAAUUUCUAAUCAGUGAAACAUAUAAUUGGUUUUCAAGAUCUACAGAACGGCGAGAACAAUACAAAAUUCUUUUCAAAGCUCUAAAUGAUGGUUUAGAACCUUUAAAAAUUUUACAAGUAGCAGCUACUCGUUGGCUGUCGAUUGCAAAUGCAGUACGUAGAGUUUUGCAACAAUGGUUGGAGCUCAAAACUCAUUUUUAUUUGAGACGAACUGCUGACAAAUGUUAUGCUGCAGAGCUCCUAUAUAAUAUGUACACGGAUAUUCGUAAUAAGUUAUAUUUUAUAUUCUUGGAACCAAUAUUAAAUGAAACCGAGUCUGUUAACAAGGCAUUUCAAACCAAUAAUGGGGAUCCGGUAAAACUUUUAAAUGAUUUAACUGUUCUUAUUAAAGGACUUGCCCAACGAAUCGUUAUAACUGGAUGUAAAGAAGAUCUUUUAAAAAUUAAUGUAAAAGAUUAUCUUCAUCCGCAUCCAUAUCUUGGUUAUAAAUUCGAAGAAAAAAUGAAGGAAGCCAGAACAAAUAAUUUAUUAACAAUUGACGAUGAAAUACUAAUUAGAACUAGAUGCAUAGAUUUUGUGGUUGCAUUAGUUAGUCAACUUCAACAACGUCUUCCAGAUAACAUAGACAUUCUUCUCAAUAUUUCUCUUCUCUCUCCUGAAAACUCUCUACGCGCUAUAAAACCAUCUGUGAUUCCUCUCGCAAAGUUAAUGAACGAAACAAAAGAUGAUAUAACAAAAAUUGAUUAUCAAUGGUCAAAGCUCUCUUUUAUUCAAUGGCAAAAUACAACAACUACAAUUUCUUUUUGGACUGAAGUGCAAGAAUAUCGAGAUGCAUCUGGCAAAAAUCCAUUUAAGGAACUUGUGGAUUUAGCAUUAAAAUGCCUCGUAUUACCAUGGUCUAAUGGAGAGGUAGAAAGAGCAUUUAGUCAAAUGAAAAUAAUUAAAACUCCUUUGCGGAAUCGUCUCCAUCAAGAUACAGUUAACAAUAUUCUGAUCACACGAGCAGGACUUCGAAGAAUAAAUAAGUGUUGUUUUGAAUAUCAAUUUCCGUCUUCAGUUCUUCAUCAAGUAGGAACUAUGGCAACAUACACGAAACAAAAUAAAUUUUUUGAUGAUGUUCCACAAACUUCUAGCACUUCAAAUAAAGAUUACCAACAGAGAUUAUUAAAUAAUGAUCUUUUGCAAUCUCCGUUUAAAGAAAAUUUGGAUCCAUAUGAUUCAGAUUACGGUUUAGAUUAUGUGCAAUCUUUGUAAUGCGCAAUACAAAAAUUUUAUAUUUCUGAAAUUUUAAUAAAUAAUAUAUUAAAUAAAA
Messenger RNA from Monomorium pharaonis (pharaoh ant), 3296 nucleotides. RefSeq lists its product as uncharacterized. Lineage: Eukaryota; Metazoa; Arthropoda; Insecta; Hymenoptera; Formicidae. The transcript has 5 exons. The coding region runs from base 1148 to 3238 and encodes 696 amino acids. The record is from RefSeq and is a predicted model, not a curated record.